Paramisgurnus dabryanus is the source of this 3180-nucleotide messenger RNA. RefSeq names its product vertebrae development associated (gene vrtn). Gene Ontology annotation, biological process: regulation of transcription by RNA polymerase II. Gene Ontology annotation, cellular component: chromatin. The record is from RefSeq and is a predicted model, not a curated record. Lineage: Eukaryota; Metazoa; Chordata; Actinopteri; Cypriniformes; Cobitidae.
UAUGAUGAGCACGCUGUCCACCUCACACAAAUGGAUUAAACUUUCAGUUGUAAGGAAGUUACAGUUUUGCUACACCUGACGAAAAGUUUUCAACUUCAAGAAACUUUAACAAAACGAGGCAUGAUUCAGAGGACCGAGUUGGUGCUCUCCGUCCUGGGGGAGCUGCAGGAAGCUACAGAGUGUGUGGGCCUGGACGCCCUCACUAAGGUCGCUGUGGAUGUGGAGCAGACCCUUUCUGCUUUCCAUCUUCCCACAGCACUCUGCACCGAGAUAUCCUCAUGGCUGGGGAUUGACGCUAUAGCUCAUAGACUGUAUCCAACGGACGCUCCAGCUGGUUUACUUCCUCUGGUUUGCAAAGGAGAAGGGAACCUGUUGUUUGAUGCAGCUAGCAUGCUUCUGGUGGGCUCUACCAGUCUGAGUUUGGAGCUGCAGGUCAGGACUGUGGUGGAGAUGCUGCUUUGGAAGCGGUACUACCUGUGCGGUAUGAUCGACUCAAAGGUGAUGCUGCAGGCAGCCAGGUUUUCGCUCUGUGCCGAGGAGUCUCAGGAUAUGCUCAAUCUUCCGAUUAAGGUACUGGAGGCCAUUUUUGAUGCAGAUGUCAAGGCGUCCUGUUUCCCUGGCUCAUUUGCAAACAUGUGGCACGUGUAUGCGCUGGCUUCAGUCCUGCAGUGCAACAUUUACUCCGUUUAUCCCAUGUACAAUUUAAAGAUUCGACCCUAUUUCAAUCGACUUAUUCGUCCAAGGACAUGGCUGAAAGACCGUGAGCCCUUGACUCUUCACAUCAUGUGGUCAGGUGACCUGGAGGCAGGCUCUGUUUUUAAACCCCACAACUUUGUGGCUCUGAUUCAUGCAAGUGAUCUGAAAAUUGGGAGCCCCAACAGUGAGCAGCGAAUGCCUUCUCUUACGUCUCCGGAGCAUGCGAGUCCUAAUUCUCAAUUCACAUACACCACCCUCAAAGACAAGUUCAACAUCACAAAGAGCACAUUUUACCGCUGGAAGAGGCAAAGCGUCGAAUACCACAAGAAGUCGGUAGCGAGGUAUGAGGCCAAACACUUUUUUCUAACCGCUUACAAACAAGGCAAACUGAUUCCUCUCAGCCAGUUUAAAGAGCUUUUUCCGGAAAUUCCAAGAUCCACAUACUACGCAUGGAAGCAUGAGCUGGUGUCCACUUGCAGUGUCUCGGGGGGUUCCACAGGGGAGUUGAGUCCUGGAGACAGCACAGAGCAGGACUGCUGGUCAUCUCCAGAAAUCAAAAAAACACCCAACCAGAGAAGUUUUGCUAGCAUGAUAGCUCUCAGGUGCGAGAAACUUGAAGGAGAGCGGGCCCAAAAUGUGUCCUUGAUGCAGGAGGCAAAGAAGACCCUGCAGAACUGCAUUGUUGCAAAUACCUCCUUUCCCUACAGACUCUUUAAAAGAAGGUUUCCAGGCAUCUCUAGGUCCACAUACUACAACUGGAGGAGGGAAGCCAUGAUGUUUACUCCUUUCAAAGAGUUCUCAGGGAGCAGUGAGGAAGGCUCAGAUGCUGAUAAAACCCAGAGUCCAAAGAGUCAACUGUCCCCUGCUAUGUCAGAGAGACGAAAAUUGACACCUACAGUGAGGAUCUCCAGACGCAGACAUAAGAGCCUGAGGCUGGCUUACCACCAAAGGAAAACAUUAAGGGAUGAAGCCAAAAUGCAUGUCCAGAGGUCGAAGAUGUCCUUCAUCAAAUUCAAGCUCAAGUUCCCUUCAGUUUCCUCUUCUUUCUACUGGCUUUGGAGAGAUUCUUUGAACAUGAACAGGAAAACUGCGACGCCUGUCGUGAUAUCUGAGACUGAGAGAUCCCAAAAUCUGAACAUUUCACAGGAUGUCAUGGAAAAGAUAAAAACUCCAGUAAUGUUUUCUUUUGAUGGAAACAUUGAUUACCUGAAUGGUCAUCUAGUUAGCCCACCUGCAUUCACACUGCCUGAAUUCUCUCUACCUGAUAAAUCCAGCCAUGAACAGAUGUUUGUGAUGGAUGUAGUGGCACUGGCUAAUUUCAAGGCUAAAGCGAAGCUAUUCUUGCAGCAACGAUUCGAGGAGAAGUCCUUUCCUACAUUUAAAGAGUUUAGGUCCUACUUUCCGCUUACACCUCGUUCCACCUACUACAUGUGGAAAAGGGCUCUGCAUCAUGGGGUACCAUUAAUUCAUGGCUGAAUGCCUUAUAGUGCUGUUAAUCUGCCUUUCCUGUAAAAACUAAAUUGACACAAUUUUUGCAAUGCUUUUGAGCCUGAGAGUUUUGUUUAUUGUUUUUUUUUUUUUAUUUGGUCUACACUAGCAUAAUUGCAGUUCAUGCAUCUUAAUUAUUUGUCCCCUUUCUUUUUUUGACCACUUGUUUCUAGCUCAAGCACAUUUGCAUGUGUGUGAAAUCAGACAGUCUUUGUGUUCGCUUGAGUACUGAUGACCCCUAGGCAAAAGGUAGUUCAAAGACAUUUAUCCAGGUUUCAAAACGGCUCUGGUUUUGCCCCCACCCCCAAUUGUUUACAAUUUAAAUGAGUUGAGUUAGUUUACAUGACUGAAUGUGUUCACUUUGGGUUCAUUUUAUUUUCUUGUCUUCAUUUUGUUUUAACUUGCAUAUUUUUGUUUGUUUUUAAUUCUCUACAGUUUAAAACAUUGCAUUACAACAGCAGUUGAAAAAUGUACAGUAAUUUUUAAUUUUAUUUCUUUUUUUAAAACAUAUAUAUUUUUAUAUUGACUAUUGAAUGUUUUCUUUGCUUGACGUUAUGUAGCCAAGUUAAAUGGAGUUCCUCACGGUUGAAUGUUUCAUAAUUCUAUGAGGGUGUGUUGCUGUUUUGCACAUUGUUUUGGACCACACAUUUUUUCAGCUCUCACAUUUUGUGUUUCUCUUGCUGCUAACGUUGUUAAUAUUUAACAGUUUCUGACUUAAACUACCUAGCUAACCAUUUCAUCUUCGAUUAAACUUGAAGUUAAACGUUUCAAAAAUAUCACUGUGUUAUGUGUAUGCACAAAGAUGCAACUUUGUUUAUUCUUUUCAUGUUGAGGAUCUCAUUUCAUAUACAGGACUAGUUGUUCCUAAACUGGGUAAUCUGUUAACUAACCUGUUUUAUGCCCAAUGUUCUGACUUCAUGUGAGUGUUUAUGAAAUGUUAGAAACUAACCUUGUGGAUUCAGUUCACAUGUUAAUAAAAGUCAGAAAUGGAUUGUA